This is a messenger RNA of Lactuca virosa, 372 nucleotides long. Lineage: Eukaryota; Viridiplantae; Streptophyta; Magnoliopsida; Asterales; Asteraceae. The record is from the annotation of a GenBank genome assembly.
AUGAGACUCUAUGGUAGUCCUACGCCAAGUGAUCUAGAAUUUAUGGUAGAUGAGGGUUUUUCUUUAUCUUCAGGUGGUACCUCUACUACUCUUUCUUCAACUAGGUCGGACGCACAAAGCGCUCCACCUGAGUUAGAGCGGUUAUUUGAGAGAAUCUGCAAUGAAUACGCGGAGUGGGUGGUGAUAGCCGAUAAGCAAUUACCCCCCGAAUGGGACAUGCCUGACCUUGUUCGGGCAGUGAUAGGGGAGGAAGCGCUAGCCACCCCAAGCUAUAUGAGCGAUGCCUAUUAUGAUGUAAUGUUACAUGGACAAAAUAGUUGGUUAUGCCAAUCAAUUUUGAAGUUUCUUGAUCUAAUCAACUAUGUCUUCUAG